Cervus elaphus (red deer) is the source of this 2461-nucleotide messenger RNA. It is a transcript of the gene ABCB7, whose product is annotated as ATP binding cassette subfamily B member 7. Gene Ontology annotation, cellular component: mitochondrial inner membrane. NCBI's taxonomy places the organism in Eukaryota, Metazoa, Chordata, Mammalia, Artiodactyla, Cervidae. The record is from RefSeq and is a predicted model, not a curated record. Gene Ontology annotation, molecular function: ATP hydrolysis activity; ABC-type transporter activity; ATP binding. Gene Ontology annotation, biological process: transmembrane transport; intracellular iron ion homeostasis. The transcript is spliced from 16 exons. The coding region runs from base 53 to 2311 and encodes 752 amino acids.
GACCGCCAGCGUCCCACAAUCCUCUUCUUCGGUUCCUCUUUCCUCGCUCAAGAUGGCGCUGCUCGCGAUACAUUCCUGGCGCUGGGCAGCUGCGGCGGCUGCUUUCGAAAAGCGCCGGCACGCGGAGAUUCUGUUUCGGCCUCUAGUCUCUUUCCGGGGCCCAGGUCCGCAGUGGAGGUCACGUCAGCUCCGCGGCUCGGGAACUGCUGGAAUCUCUCAGAUCUCAGAGUUAUUAAGACAUACUACAUGGCAGAGACUAGGAAAAGGCAAUUCAAGAGAGUUAUUAGAUGCUACAAGGGCUCUCCAGGCAUGGCCACUGAUAGAAAAGAGGACAUGUUGGCAUGGUCAUGCAGGAGGAGGACUCCACACAGACCCGAAAGAAGGGUUAAAAGAUGUUGAUACUCGGAAAAUCAUAAAAGCAAUGCUCUCUUAUGUAUGGCCCAAAGACAGACCAGAUCUACGAGCUAGAGUUGCCAUUUCCUUGGGAUUUUUAGGUGGAGCAAAGGCCAUGAAUAUUGUGGUUCCCUUCAUGUUUAAAUAUGCUGUAGACAGCCUCAACCAGAUGUCGGGAAACAUGCUGAACCUGAGUGAUGCACCAAAUACAGUUGCAACCAUGGCAACAGCAGUUCUGAUUGGCUAUGGUGUAUCAAGAGCGGGAGCUGCCUUUUUUAAUGAAGUUCGAAAUGCAGUAUUUGGCAAGGUAGCCCAAAAUUCAAUCCGAAGAAUCGCCAAAAAUGUCUUUCUCCAUCUUCACAACCUGGAUCUGGCUUUCCACCUGAGCAGACAGACAGGAGCUUUAUCAAAGGCUAUUGACAGAGGGACAAGGGGUAUUAGUUUUGUCCUGAGUGCUUUAGUAUUUAAUCUUCUUCCCAUCAUGUUUGAGGUGACUCUUGUCAGUGGUGUUUUGUAUUAUAGAUGUGGUGCCCAGUUUGCAUUGGUGACCCUUGGGACACUUGGUGCAUACACAGCAUUCACAGUUGCCAUCACACAGUGGAGAACUAAAUUUAGAAUAGAAAUGAACAAAGCAGAUAAUGAUGCAGGCAAUGCUGCCAUAGACUCGCUGCUGAAUUAUGAAACUGUGAAGUAUUUUAAUAAUGAAAAUUAUGAAGCACAAAGAUAUGAUGGAUUUUUGAAGACAUAUGAAGCUGCUUCAUUGAAAAGUACCUCUACUCUGGCUAUGCUGAACUUUGGUCAAAGUGCUAUUUUCAGUGUUGGCUUAACAGCCAUAAUGGUGCUCGCCAGUCAGGGAAUUGUGGCAGGUACCCUUACUGUUGGAGAUUUAGUAAUGGUGAAUGGACUGCUUUUUCAGCUUUCAUUACCCCUUAACUUUCUGGGAACUGUAUACAGAGAGACUAGACAAGCACUUAUAGAUAUGAACACCUUGUUUACUCUACUCAAGGUAGACACCCGAAUUAAAGACAAAGCGAUGGCAUCUCCCCUUCAGAUCACACCACAGACAGCUACGGUGGCCUUUGAUAAUGUGCAUUUUGAAUACAUUGAGGGGCAGAAAGUCCUUAAUGGAAUAUCUUUUGAAGUCCCUGCAGGAAAGAAAGUGGCUAUUGUAGGAGGUAGUGGGUCAGGGAAAAGCACAAUAGUGAGGCUAUUGUUUCGCUUCUAUGAGCCUCAAAAGGGUAACAUUUACCUUGCUGGUCAAAAUAUACAAGAUGUGAGCCUGGAAAGCCUUCGGAGGGCAGUGGGAGUGGUACCUCAGGAUGCUGUCCUCUUCCAUAAUACCAUUUACUACAACCUCUUAUAUGGAAACAUCAGUGCUUCACCCGAGGAAGUAUAUGCAGUGGCAAAAUUAGCUGGACUCCAUGAUGCAAUUCUUCGGAUGCCACAUGGAUAUGACACUCAAGUAGGGGAACGAGGACUCAAGCUUUCAGGAGGAGAAAAGCAAAGAGUAGCAAUUGCAAGAGCCAUUUUGAAGAACCCCCCAGUCAUUCUGUAUGAUGAAGCUACUUCAUCAUUAGAUUCAAUUACUGAAGAGACUAUUCUUGGUGCCAUGAGGGAUGCAGUGAAACAUAGAACUUCUAUUUUCAUUGCACACAGAUUGUCAACAGUGGUUGAUGCAGAUGAAAUUAUUGUCUUGAACCAGGGUAAGGUAGCUGAACGUGGUACCCACCAUGAUUUGCUUGCUAACCCUAGCAGUAUCUAUUCAGAAAUGUGGCAUACACAGAGCAGCCGUGUGCAGAACCAUGAUAACCCCAAAUGGGAUGCAAAGAAGGAAAAUGUGUCCAAAGAAGAAGAAAGGAAGAGACUACAAGAAGAAAUUGUCAACAGUGUCAAAGGCUGUGGAAACUGUUCCUGCUAAGUCAUAUGAAACAUUUUCUUUUCUUCCUUCAUCCUUCCCUUACUCACUCACUCCCUCCCUCUCUCAUUUCCUUCCUUCCUUCCUCUUUUUACCUUGACUACACAUUUGCACUGAAGCAGAAUUGUUUUAUUAAAAAAAAAUCAGACAUUC